CGGCUCUAUUUCUCCGUCAAGUAACCUCAGACCAUGAAUCCAUUCAUCAACAUCAGGUAAAGAGCAAUCCAAUAAAUCAUCUCUCUCAAUCUCUAUUUCAGUGUUUGGGUUGGAUAGGACAGGCCCAAAUCCAGUCGAUUGUUCUGAACUGUAAGCCCACCUGUAUUUGGCCCAAAUUCGGCCCAAUAGAAAUAGCAGAACAUUUCAGUAACAAAUCUUAACAGGAAAAGAAAUAUUAUGUAUGAAGCUUUCUGCAUAUGAAAAAUGGCAGCUUCAUUUAGAUGGAUAAUGCAGCUUCACAAGGACGUGCCCAAAGCAGCUCGAUUCUACUCGGAGGGGCUUGAUUUCACCGUCAAUGUCUGUACUCUCCGAUGGGCUGAGCUUCAAUCUGGUCCACUUAAGCUCGCUCUUAUGCAAUCUCCAAUUGAUCAUGCCAUACAGAAGGAGUACUCUUCAUUAUUAUCUUUCACAGUAACAGAUAUCAACAGUACAGUAACAAAAUUAAUGGCAUUAGGAGCUGAAUUAGAUGGUCCAAUCAAAUAUGAAAUCCAUGGAAAGGUUGCGGCAAUGAGAUGUGUUGAUGGGCACAUGUUGGGGCUCUAUGAACGUGCAUAGGAGCUGUACAAACAUCUCUUCUUUGAAUACAAUCUUUAAAGCUGUGCAUAAUGUGUAAAGUGUUGGACCUGAAGAGAAGGCAAUCAAAGAUGUUAACUUUAUGUUGUAAGGAAUCAAAGUUGUUAGCUUUAUGUCCAGACUCUAGUAGUACAUACCUGUCAUGUAGAUGGGGUAUUUCGGGUCCUCUGAAUCUCCAAGAACGGCUAGGAUUUCUUCUUUUGUAGUUUUUGGUAACACAGCUGCUUUUGUUUGUCUGCUUAUUGAGUUCUCAUCUUGUAACUUCAUGGAAUAAUGAUUUCAAUUUGUUAUUAAUUGAACUAAAAUUCAUUUCA
This is a messenger RNA of Cannabis sativa, 947 nucleotides long. RefSeq lists its product as uncharacterized. Bases 265 to 615 code for a protein of 116 amino acids. The transcript is spliced from 6 exons. The record is from RefSeq and is a predicted model, not a curated record. Lineage: Eukaryota; Viridiplantae; Streptophyta; Magnoliopsida; Rosales; Cannabaceae.